AUGUCGUACAAUAAUAAUAAUAAUAACAACCAGAAUAUUGAUCCAACCCAAAAUUUUAACAAUGAGGGUGGGUACCAAGAUCCUCAAAAUAAUCAAUAUUUCUACUAUCAACAACAACAACAACCGCCACCUCAACAACAAUACGAUGAAUAUGGCCAACCUGUCAACAUGAUGCCAAUGAAUAACGGUGGCUACUACGAGGAUUCUUAUAUGCAGGAUAUGAACCAGCCUCCUAAUAUGAUGAUGUCUCAAGAUAAUAUGGAAAACUUCUCAGAUUUCUCCUCCUAUGGUCCUCCACAACCGAAUAAUGGCUAUAUGAUGAAUGGUGGAGACCCACAACAACAGCAAUACACUCCUUCGCAAUUAAGUUACGGUGAUAACAUGAACACAGGCUCUUCUACUCCAUUGAUGUAUGAUCCUAAUGCCAUCGCCAUGGCUUUACCAAACGAUCCAUAUCCUGCAUGGACUGCGGAUCCACAAGCUCCUAUAAGUAUCGAGCAAAUUGAAGAUAUCUUCAUCGACUUGACCAACAGAUUUGGUUUCCAAAGAGACUCAAUGAGAAACAUGUUCGACCAUUUCAUGACUCUUUUAGACUCCCGUGCGUCUCGUAUGUCGCCAGACCAGGCUCUCUUGUCUCUACAUGCAGACUACAUCGGUGGUGAUACCGCAAACUAUAAAAAAUGGUAUUUCGCUGCUCAGUUGGAUCUCGAUGACGCAGUAGGGUUCAGAAAUAUGUCUGUUGGUGGUGGCGGUGGCAAAAAGAAAGGUUCUUGGAGAUCAAGACGUAAAGCUAAAAAGGCCGCCAAGAAGGCUAUGAAAGAAUCCGUGGAAAAUGGUGAUUCCCCAGAGAUCACUUUGGAGAAAAUUGAAGGUGACGAUUCUUUGGAAGCUGCUGAUUUCAGAUGGAAAGCUAAAAUGAACGUGCUAACCGCAUUUGAAAAGACUCGUCAUAUUGCUCUGUAUCUCUUAAUGUGGGGGGAGGCAAAUCAAGUCAGAUUCACACCAGAAUGUCUUUGUUUCAUCUUUAAAUGUGGGUUGGAUUAUUUAGAAUCCCCAUUAUGUCAACAGAGAACUGAACCAAUGCCAGAAGGUGAUUUCUUACAUAGAAUUAUUACUCCACUCUAUAAAUUUAUCAGAAAUCAAGUCUACGAAGUCCAAGAUGGUAGAUUUGUUAAACGUGAAAAAGAUCAUGCUGACGUUAUAGGUUACGAUGACGUUAACCAAUUGUUUUGGUAUCCAGAGGGGAUUGCUAAAAUUGUAUUAAAUGACGACGACUCUACCAAGUUGAUCGAUAUCCCUGUGGAAGAACGUUAUUUAAGACUGGGUGAUGUCGAAUGGAAAGAUGUCUUCUUCAAGACUUUCAAGGAAACACGUUCUUGGUUACAUUUGAUCACCAAUUUCAAUCGUAUUUGGAUCAUGCAUAUCUGUAUUUAUUGGAUGUAUGUGGCUUAUAAUGCUCCAACUUUCUACACUCAUAAUUAUCAACAAUUAGUUAAUAAUCAACCUUUAGCAGCUUAUAGAUGGGCUACUGCCGCUUUGGGUGGUACUGUGGCAUCACUAAUUCAAAUAUUAGCUACAAUCUUCGAAUGGAUGUUUGUUCCAAGAAAAUGGGCUGGCGCUCAACAUCUAUCACGUAGGUUUUGGUUCCUUGUGGGUAUACUUGCUUUGAAUUUAGGUCCAAUCAUCUUUAUCUUUGCUUAUGAUAAAGACACAGUUUAUUCUACUGCAGCCCAUGUUGUAGGUGCUGUCACGUUCUUCAUUGCUGUCGCUACUAUUAUCUUCUUUGCUGUUAUGCCAUUAGGUGGUCUUUUCACCUCUUAUAUGAAUAGCAAAUCAAGACGUUAUGUGGCUUCUCAAACAUUUACUGCAUCUUUUGCCCCAUUACAUGGUUUGGAUAGAUGGUUGUCUUAUUUUGUUUGGUUUACCAUUGGUGCCGCUAAAUACUCUGAAUCCUACUUCUUCUUAAUCCUAUCAUUAAAAGAUCCAAUUAGAAUCUUAUCAACUAUGACAAUGAGAUGUACAGGUGAAUAUUGGUGGGGGGCUAAGGUCUGUAGACCUCAAGCAAAAAUCACUUUGGGUUUAAUGAUUGCCACUGAUUUCAUUUUAUUCUUCCUUGAUACUUAUCUAUGGUAUAUUAUUGUUAACACAAUUUUCUCCAUUGGUAAAUCAUUCUACCUAGGUAUUUCUAUCUUAACUCCAUGGAGAAAUAUCUUCACUAGAUUACCAAAGAGAAUUUAUUCUAAGAUUUUGGCUACCACUGAUAUGGAAAUUAAAUAUAAACCAAAAGUUUUAAUUUCCCAAGUUUGGAAUGCUAUUGUUAUCUCAAUGUAUAGAGAACAUUUAUUAGCUAUAGACCACGUCCAAAGAUUAUUGUACCACCAAGUCCCAUCAGAAAUCGAAGGUAAGAGAACUUUAAGAGCUCCAACUUUCUUUGCAUCUCAAGAUGAUAAUAAUUUUGAAACAGAAUUUUUCCCCAAAGAUUCAGAGGCUGAACGUCGUAUUUCUUUCUUUGCUCAAUCCUUGGCUACUCCAAUACCUGAACCUCUACCUGUUGAUAACAUGCCAACUUUUACUGUUUUAACUCCUCACUAUGCUGAAAGGAUCCUGCUUUCUUUAAGAGAAAUUAUUCGUGAAGAUGACCAGUUCUCCAGAGUUACGUUGUUAGAAUAUUUGAAACAAUUACACCCUGUUGAAUGGGAUUGCUUUGUCAAGGAUACCAAGAUCUUAGCUGAAGAAACUGCUGCAUGUGAAAAUGAUGAAAAUGAUCCGGAGAAGUCUGAUGAAUUGAAGGCUCAAAUUGAUGAUUUACCAUUCUAUUGUAUCGGUUUUAAAUCUGCUGCCCCAGAAUACACUUUAAGAACCAGAAUUUGGGCUUCUUUAAGAUCACAAACCUUAUAUCGUACCGUUUCUGGUUUUAUGAAUUAUUCUAGAGCUAUUAAGUUAUUAUACCGUGUGGAAAAUCCAGAAAUUGUCCAAAUGUUUGGUGGUAAUGUUGAUGGUCUUGAAAGAGAACUAGAGAAAAUGGCAAGAAGGAAAUUCAAAUUUUUGGUUUCUAUGCAAAGAUUAGCCAAAUUCAAACCACACGAAUUGGAGAAUGCUGAGUUUUUAUUGAGAGCAUAUCCUGAUUUACAAAUUGCCUACUUAGAUGAAGAACCUCCAUUGAAUGAAGGUGAAGAUCCAAGAAUAUAUUCUGCUUUAAUUGAUGGUCAUUGUGAAAUUUUGGAAAACGGCCGUAGACGUCCUAAAUUUAGAGUCCAAUUAUCUGGUAAUCCAAUUUUAGGUGAUGGUAAAUCUGAUAAUCAAAACCAUGCUAUUAUCUUCCACAGAGGUGAAUAUAUCCAAUUGAUCGAUGCUAACCAAGAUAACUAUCUAGAAGAAUGUUUGAAGAUUAGAUCUGUCUUAGCUGAGUUCGAGGAAUUAAAUGUUGAACAAGUUAAUCCAUAUGCUCCAGAAUUGAAAUAUGAAGAACAAACAACUAAUCAUCCAGUUGCUAUUGUCGGUGCAAGAGAAUAUAUUUUCUCUGAAAAUUCUGGUGUCUUAGGUGAUGUCGCUGCGGGUAAGGAACAAACAUUCGGUACUCUUUUUGCUCGUACAUUAUCCCAAAUUGGUGGUAAAUUACAUUAUGGUCACCCGGAUUUCAUUAAUGGUACUUUCAUGAUUACCAGAGGUGGUGUUUCUAAGGCUCAAAAAGGUUUACAUUUGAACGAAGAUAUCUAUGCUGGUAUGAAUGCUUUACUUCGUGGUGGUCGUAUUAAGCACGUUGAAUAUUACCAAUGUGGUAAAGGUAGAGAUUUAGGUUUUGGUACAAUUUUGAAUUUCCAAACUAAGAUUGGUGCCGGUAUGGGUGAACAAAUGUUGUCCCGUGAAUACUACUACUUAGGUACUCAAUUACCACUAGAUCGUUUCUUAACUUUCUAUUACGCCCAUCCAGGUUUCCACUUAAACAAUUUUUUCAUUCAAAUUUCCAUCCAAAUGUUUAUGCUAACCUUGGUUAAUUUAAAUUCUUUAGCACAUGAAUCAAUUAUUUGUAUUUACAACAGAAACUUACCAAUCACUGAUGUCUUAUAUCCAAUUGGUUGCUAUAAUUUAGCUCCGGCUAUUGAUUGGGUCAGACGUUAUACUCUAUCCAUUUUCAUUGUGUUCUGGAUUGCUUUCAUCCCUAUGGUUAUUCAAGAAUUAAUUGAACGUGGUGUGUGGAAAGCGACCCAAAGAUUUGCACGUCAUAUGCUAUCAUUAUCCCCAAUGUUUGAAGUGUUUGCCGGUCAGAUUUAUUCUGCUGCUUUAGUCAGUGAUUUGACUGUUGGUGGUGCUCGUUAUAUCUCAACUGGUCGUGGUUUCGCAACAUCCCGUAUUCCAUUUUCGAUCUUAUAUUCGAGAUUUGCAGGAUCAGCUAUCUAUAUGGGUUCUAGAUCUAUGUUAAUGUUGUUAUUCGGUACAGUGGCACAUUGGCAAGCUGCAUUGUUAUGGUUCUGGGCUUCCUUAUCUGCUUUAAUGUUUUCCCCAUUUAUCUUCAAUCCACACCAGUUUGCAUGGGAAGACUUCUUUUUAGAUUACAGAGAUUUUAUUAGAUGGUUAUCUAGAGGUAACAGCAAAUACCAUAGAAACUCUUGGAUUGGUUAUGUUAGGAUGUCAAGAGCACGUAUUACUGGUUUUAAACGUAAACUAACUGGUGAUGAGUCUGAAAAGACUGCUGGUGAUGCAACCAGAGCUCAUAGAAGCAACUUAAUUGUAGCUGAAAUCAUUCCAUGCGCAAUUUAUGCUGGUGGUUGUUUUGUGGCAUUUACGUUUAUUAAUGCUCAAACUGGUGUCAAGAAUGGUCCUGAUGGUACUGUUAAUUCUGUCUUAAGAAUUAUUAUCUGUACUUUAGCUCCUAUUGCGGUUAACUUGGGGGUUUUGUUUUUCUGUAUGGGUAUGUCUAUGUGUUCUGGGCCAUUGUUUGGUUUAUGUUGUAAGAAAACUGGUGCUGUUAUGGCUGGUAUUGCACAUGGGGUGGCCGUAGUUGUUCAUAUUGUAUUCUUUAUUGUUAUGUGGGUUUUAGAAAGUUUCAAUUUUGCAAGAAUGUUGAUUGGUGUUAUUACUUGUAUACAGUGUCAAAGAUUAAUUUUCCAAGUUAUAACUAUCUGCUUAUUAACAAGAGAAUUCAAGAAUGAUUCUGCCAACACCGCCUUCUGGACAGGUAAAUGGUAUGGUAAAGGUUUAGGCUGGGCAGCAUGGUCUCAACCAUCGAGAGAAUUAACAGCCAAGGUUGUUGAAUUAUCUGAAUUUGCUGCAGAUUUUGUUUUAGGUCAUAUUAUUUUAAUUUGUCAUUUACCAUUGCUAUUGAUUCCACAAAUCGAUAGAUUCCACUCUGUUAUGUUAUUCUGGUUGAAACCAUCUCGUCAAAUUCGUCCACCAAUUUAUUCAUUAAAACAAGCUCGUUUACGUAAGCGUAUGGUAAGAAAAUAUGCUUCGCUAUACUUUUUAGUUUUGGUUAUUUUUGCCGUUUGUAUUAUCGCCCCAGCCGUUGCAUCCUCCCAUGUCCAUGAUCUUGGUAAGAGUUUGACUGGUGUGGCUCAUAAUUUAUUCCAGCCAAGAAAUGUAUCUAACAAUGAUACAGGUUUGGGUAUGUCUACUUACAAGAGUCACUACUUCACUACAACGAUAUCCAUGAAGACUUGGUCUACUAUCAAAUAA
Arxiozyma heterogenica is the source of this 5673-nucleotide messenger RNA. RefSeq names its product 1,3-beta-D-glucan synthase (gene FKS1). Gene Ontology annotation, molecular function: 1,3-beta-D-glucan synthase activity. The transcript has a single exon. Gene Ontology annotation, cellular component: 1,3-beta-D-glucan synthase complex; plasma membrane. The coding region runs from base 1 to 5673 and encodes 1890 amino acids. NCBI's taxonomy places the organism in Eukaryota, Fungi, Ascomycota, Saccharomycetes, Saccharomycetales, Saccharomycetaceae. The record is from RefSeq and is a predicted model, not a curated record. Gene Ontology annotation, biological process: fungal-type cell wall polysaccharide biosynthetic process; (1->3)-beta-D-glucan biosynthetic process.